This is a messenger RNA of Styela clava, 2448 nucleotides long. RefSeq lists its product as uncharacterized. Gene Ontology annotation, molecular function: protein binding. The record is from RefSeq and is a predicted model, not a curated record. NCBI's taxonomy places the organism in Eukaryota, Metazoa, Chordata, Ascidiacea, Stolidobranchia, Styelidae.
UCUUGUUCACUGAAAAACUUACCAAUUGAUCAACCUUAUUGAAGUUGUUACAUGGUGUAAAUAAUUUAUUUAUCAUCGAAUCAUCCGCGGGUUGGAGAUACAUAAAAAUAUAAUAGUUAUCAUGUCGCAUAAUGUUUCGUAUAUUGCGAUUAAAUUACAUGUCGACUUUUCUUCGUCGCUCAUUUCGCUUAGAUAAUAUUUCCAAACAAUAGGCUUAGAAGGGCUGCGGUGACCUUUUUAUAAGCUAGUUCGAUACAAUCAGAAACGUUUAAUACCUUCUAAGUAGCUGUGGUAUGAUUUUAAAAGCAAUAUGGAAAGAAUAUUUCUAGAAUAUAGCGACGAAAGGAAAUUAUCCAGAUACAGGUGAGUACUGAAUUUGUUGAAAAGUGAAAUAAAUGAGAAUUGAAUGAAAAUUCAUAUAAAUGUUUGAUUACAGAAAUUUGCCUAAAGUUGGUUUCGAUGUGCAUAUUGCGAUUGGAAAUACUGGCGAGAUAAUUACGCUACAGGGACAGAAGCUGACUGAUAAAAUUUCGGCUAUUCAUGAUGAGGUCUUCAAAACGAAAGCGAUUAAUCCGAAGAAUCAGCGAUUAUUUCUUGCAGGAGAAGCAUUGGAAAAAGAAAAGACUUUAUCCGAAUGCAAUAUUACAAAAGAAUGCGCUCUGGCACUGAAAUGCUUCGUACCAGUUCUUGUGUCUAGUCUCGAAUCUCCUGGGCCUAUGCUAACCGAGAUUGAAGUCAGUCCGAAGCAUGACGAAAGUAUCGUACAUCUAAAACGCAAAUUAGGUACUAAACUUGGCAUUGACGUGGAUAUUCAACGACUAUAUUUAGCGCCAUCAGAAAUGACGACUUUUCCCAGGAGACGUGAGCUUGACGAUAUUUCUAACUUAUCACGAUAUUUAUCGCCAUCUGGUGGUAAUAACUUUCUGGAAUUGCGUCCUAAAAUAGUUUCAAUCUCCAGCAAAGCAGACACUAUUGUAUUUAAGGUACCAAUGACCGUGCAAAAUACAAGAGACAAUACACACGGCUAUAAUCUACCUAACAACGAACUAUUAAAGGCCGAUUUGGAUGUUAAAUUGUUGAUGCUACCUCACGAGCACUAUCUCAAAGAAGAAUUAUAUUGGUUAAGUUUAGAAUUAAGUACAGUUACCAUUAUUAAGAGAGAUCCGAUUGUUGAUGACAUCGUAAAAAUAUUACAAGAAAACCUGAGGCCUAUCGGACGAUGCCAGAACCACGACCUAACGUCCCCAGUUCGAUUGAAAUUUGCUCGAAAUAGACUAAUAAAUGGCGGGAAAUAUUUGGUACCAGAUAGAAAGUGUGGCGAAGACUAUCAAAUGCGUACGGCGGAACAAUUAUUGAAUGUCGAAAUCGACGGACACGAACCACCAGAAAGUACAGAAAUCCCCGCAAUUUAUUUACCAGCACCUCUGCCACCUUUGGUUUCAUAUGGCGAAAAACACACGCGUUACUCCGUGCCAAAACACCACAUAUGCAUGAAGUGGGAAAUUCCAUCAAAAGCGUUACAAAAAGAAGUCAACCCCAGCGUUGAAAUGGAAAUCAGUGCAUUUUCAUAUUCGCGACUGUGUGGAUCUUGGGAUAUCGCCGAACACUACAAAACCUACGUUGAAAUAUUACUCGAAGGAACUUUCUACACAAACCGAAACAGCGAUAGCCACAACGAUCCUAACAAUAUUACAAGGGCGAACGACACCGUUUUCUCACAAAACUGUAUGGAUAUUACAAUUCUGGGACCCGAAAACGAUAAUAUAUCGAGUUUUAAAAUUAUCAACAAAGAUCCGAUGCGGUGGUAUCGCAAGAGUGCGGAAGGGAGCGAGAAAUACGAAAACAAAUCAAAAACACUUGGACGAGAAUUGGGCUUUUCAUCUCCGUUCCGAUAUGACACAAGGCCUGUGAACAUGCCUAAACCUAUUGACGUCAGAAGUGACGUCAUUUGCUACGGUAAAGGAGGAUUUAGUGAGUUGGUUGCAAAUAACUGGUACAUUGGUAAAGAAAGAGUUAGUGAUAUCACCCUACAAUCGUCUAAAAAUAAAACCAGUAUUUUCAACGCUUCAUGCAAACGAGGAGUAAAUUUAAGCGGAAAUCCCUUCGUGAAAUUUUCUUACAAAAACAUGUACCCGUCUUUAAUCGAUCGGGAGGAAAACAGAAGAGCUUACGACUUUCGCGUUCAAGCACAAUUUUUUGUUUGUGAGUUGGAAGAAGACUUCGAAAAGAAAUCAAAUUUGACUGAUUCUAAAAGGUUCACGAUCUUUGUUAACCACGGAGUGACUAAAACUGAACGGGAACCAAAUUUCUCAGACACGGUUACAGAAUUUACAUCCCCAGAUUCUGGACAAAUGGAGACGACCAUAUCCGUUGAUUUAGCAAACAACCUAUGGCUGAAUAAAACAGGUCAUGCAUAAACACUAAUGUUAUUUUAUUGUUCAUUUUCUG